GCAAAAAAGGCGCGUCAAGGAGGAGCUGGCUCAUCUGGAGUCUAAUAUGAAGGAACCAGAGAAAAAUGACCUAAGGGCCCAAACAUUGGGUUGUCUUCAAUAUUCGAGUUUCAUGAAGAAGGCAGCAAAUGAAGACUUGGGGUUGCUUGAUCUUCGACAAAAAGAAGAUAUUCUCAGUGAGCAGAAUAAGAUCUUCAAUUUUAACAUGGUACAGUAUGACUCUCACACUGAGAAGAUGGAACCAGAGAAAGCUAAGUUUGAGAUGUCUAUGCUUGAAUGUCGUUGUAUGGAGAUGGAAACACAGCAUGAAAACACAAGGACACAGAUGGAUCACAUUAAAACUCAACUUGCAAAGGUAGAAGAAGAAAAUAAAUGCUUACGAUUGCAAGUUGAAGAGAAGGUGGCACUUAGUUGGCUGAAUAGUCUUGCCACUCAGGAGUGGGGUUAUCUGGGAUCUCAAAAUGUAGAUUUGGACACAAACAAGCAAGACUUGACGACACAAGUCAGAGCUCCUCCCGAGAACAAUUUGGAUGAGCAAAAUAAGGCCCUCAAAGAUCAGAUUGCAGACCUAAAAACACAAGUAAAAAAUCAUAAGGAUGUUGAGGACACACUGAUUAGACAGAAUGCUUUCCUUAAAAAUGAGGUGGCUGAGCUUCAAUCACAGAGUUUGAAGAUGCAAACUGACAAUGGAGACAUGAGGAAACAAAUUCUUGUCCUCCCAGACAAGCAGAACCAACUUGAAGAUCAAAUUAAGUCCCUUAGUGUUGAGCUAUCUCAGCUUCAAUCACAUACCACAAUGAUGGAGAGAGAGAAUGGUGACUUGACGGCACAACUUAAAUUUCAUCAAGAAAAUGAGAAAACUCAGAUUCAGUCAAUAAGUUUGGAGAUGAAAAGCCCAGAAGAUGAUGAAAUGAACAAUGAAAUGAGGGAAGGCGAGAAAGAAGACUUGAGCGCUCAAGUUAAAGCACUUCAAGAAAACAAGAACCAACUAUAUGACGAAAUUAAGUCCCUCACUGACAAAUUAGCUCUGCUUCAGCCUCAGAGUGUGGAAACACAAAAUUAUGAAUUAAGGGCAAAAGUUAAAGCUCUUCAAGAAAACAAGAACUGUCUCGAUGAUGACAUUAAAUCCCUGAAUGAUGGGUUAGCUCGAGCUCGAUCUCAGAGUGCAAAGAUGGAAACACAGAAUUGUGAAUUGAGGGGACAAGUUAAAUCCCUUCAAGAAAACAAGAACCAACUACAGGAUGAAGUUAAGUCCCUCAAUGAUCAGAUGGCUUUGCUUCAGUCUCAGAGAGCAAAGAUGGAGACGCAGAACAGUGACUUAAAGACACAAGUUAAAGCGCUUCAAGAAAACGAGGAUGUUUUGAUUAGGCAGAAUGAGUCACUCAACGAUGAGGUGUCUCGACUUGAUAGCUGCAAUGUUAGGACAGAUAAACAAAAUGAAAACUUGCGGACACGAGUAAAGACUCUGAAAGAAAAUGAGAAUACCUUAAGUGAGAAGACAGAGAAACUCAUGGCUGAAUUGUCCAGCUUUGAAUAUAAAAGGGAAAAUGAUCAAACUGAAAUUUAUCGUCUGAGAACAGAGCGGCAGACACUUAGAUGUCAAUUACAAGAUCAAGAUGAACUAUUCAGAAGGAUAGAUGAUGCUGAAUCUCUCAUGGAGACGGAGAGGGCAGAGAAGCAAAGGUUGAGCCACAAACUGGGUGAUCUUGAGGAAGAGGGUAACUUUGUAAAAAAGCAAAAUGAUGUUGUUAGAGUUGAGUUAGAGAAGUAUAAAUCUGUCCAAGAGGAACAGAGUGAGCAGAUUGCUCAGCUGAAGGCCGCAUUAAAAGAGCAUAAACUCCAACUUGAGGAGGCUCAAUUUUUACUGUACAGUAAAGAUGACGAGUUAGCAAAGCAAAACAGGAAAAUUGUUUAUCAAAAUGAAGUCACAGAGGAGCUUAACUCUCUUGUGAGCAGUUUUAAACAACGAAUACAUGAUCUUCAAGGCCAGGUGGAACACAGGCAGAUGGAUGAAAUAUUAACUGCAAAUAACAUUUGUGGAAGCCUCGCGGAGACAGCGCCUGAGGAUGAGACAAUUGGUGAAAACCAAUUGAGAUAUAAGACAGAGAUGAAAGAUGUGAGCUUGCAAAUGAAAGAGCUUCAUGAAAAAAAUCGCUUGAUUGAGCCAAAAAGGCUCUUAAAGCAUACCUUGGCUUUGUGUGACUCUCCAAGUCUGAAGAUGGAAACAGAAAAUGAAGAAUUGAGGACACAAGUUAAAGAUCUUCAAGAAAAUGAAGUCAAACUGAUGAAGCUGAACAGACACCUUAAUGAACAGCUGGCUCAUCUUGAUUCUUGGGGUGCAAAGAAUGGAGAUUUGGGGGUACAAAUUGAAGAGCUUCGAGAAAAAGAUGACACGGUAACCAACGAGAACCACCUCAGUGAAAAGCGCGUUGUUCUUGAAAUACAGCGUUUGAAGAUGGAAACAGAAAAUGAAGAACUGAGGACACAUGUUACAGCUCUUCAAGAAAACGAAGUCAAACUGGCUGAGCUUGAAACUUGGAGUUUGAAGAUGGAGACAGAGAAUGGAGAUUUAAGAGUGCAAGUUGAAGAUCUUAAAGAAAAUGAGAAACUUAUAAAGCAAAGGACAGAGGCCCUCGUGGCUGAUUUGCAUCAAAGGGACAAGUAUAAAACUGAGAAUAACCGUCUGAGGACAGAAAUUCAGACAGUCAGAUCACAAUUGCAUGAUCAAAGUGACCUAAGGAGAAGGAUAGAUCAUGCUCAAACACAAAUGGAGAAGGACUUGGCAGAGAACGAACAGUUGAGUAACAAAGUGCGGGAGCUUGAAGAAAGGAACAACUCUCUAAAAAAGCAGCAUGAGAUUGUUCGAGCGGAGAUGGAAGCACAUAAAUCUGUUCGAGAGCUACAACAACAAACGAUUGCACAGUUGAAGGCAGCAUUAAAAGAUAAUAAACUCCAGGUUGAGGAGGCUAGCUCUCUUCUCGGGAGCAAAGAUGAUGAGUUGGAAAAGCUAAGUGAAGACACAGAGGAGAUGAAGAGACUUAUUAUAAUUUUAAAACAAAGAAAUUGCCAUCUUCAAGGGCUGCCAGAACGCAGUCAAACUGCAAAUAAGGAGGAACCUGUUGACAAAUGUCUACUAGACACAUGUGCGUUGGAGCUGGACAAGGUUCACCUGAAGUCUGCAACUAGCAGACUUCACAAUCACACAAAUAUUUGGUGUUGGCAAUUUAAAGCUUUUAUGAUUUUUUUUUUUGCAGGACUCUUUGUGGUUGUGUUUAUUCCUCUUGCUUUUGUUUUAUUUAUCAACAUUUUCACUGAUAUUGACAUACCAGACAUAUUUGUUCUAACUGACAGAUGCUAGAGUUUUGUAUUGCAAUAGUUCCUUGUCUUUGGAAAGUACUUUUUGGGUCAUAUAUGACUUCUUUCAUAAACUUUAAGGGUCACUGUGUUUUAGGUUAAAGUGAUGACAUUACUUUUUAGCUUGUUUACUAACUAGUCUCUUGUAAAUGUUUUUUUUUUUUUUUUCAUAAACCUGACAAGAAUGUCUAGACUCUUAUGC
Molecule: messenger RNA, 3556 nt
Organism: Phyllopteryx taeniolatus (common seadragon)
Lineage: Eukaryota; Metazoa; Chordata; Actinopteri; Syngnathiformes; Syngnathidae
Exons: 1
Coding region: 47-3358 (1103 amino acids)
Source: RefSeq, a predicted model, not a curated record